UAGUUUGGGUGGUGCCCGAAGUCAGUUUGGUGGAGUUGAUAUCAAUAAGCAGAUAAUGACAGAUAGUGGUCAGUUUGUGUCAAAACAACGCUACAACUAACUGUUUUUCUUACUCGGAUGCAUUCUGUAACAGAAAAUCGAAGCAACUCCAAGAUUUUUGAUUGACGAAUGUGUGCGACGUCUCCCACCUGACGAAAAUCUUGAGCCCUGGCCAAUAACUCACCUGUCACAGCGGAAAUUGACAACAACGAUCAAAACGAAAAUGUGGAACCCUGAGGACACUCACAAAGUCACAGAAGCAAUAUAUAAGAAUAUCACCAGCAAUUUCAAUAAUGGAGUGCGCCAGAUUUUAACAGCUGGAAAAGCCUACCACAAGGCACUUGUUGGAAUGACGUCAUCAGCUCACUCGUUUAUUGAGGCAAUCGGCAAAGUGGGCUAUGCCUGUCAGGUGAACGGCCAAGGGGGCACAGAUGAAAUAGGUGGCGCUAUCCUGAAGCUGGCAGACAUACAGAAAGAGAUGUAUGCCAAAGUAGAGGAGUGUACAAAGGCUCUGUUUUCUGAGGUGAUUCUGCCCCUGGAACACCGACUGGAGAAUGACUUCAAGCAUGCCUAUGCCGAGCACAAGAAGUACCAGCACGGACACAAGGGCUACAUCGGCCCCUACAUCAAGGCACAGGAAGCACUCAAGAAGUUCAGGAAGAAAAGCAAAUCCAAAUUUACAUUUGAUGACUCUAAGGAAGCACAGUAUAUGCGAGCUGUUGCCAAAUGCCAGGAAAAACUGACUGAGUUCAGAACACAGGGCCUGAAGCUUGCUCUCCUGGAGGAACGCAAGUGUUACUGCUACCUGCUGGAGAGACUGACCGCCAUGGCCUCUGUACAGACCUCCUACACCAAGAAGGGUUAUGAGAUGUUGGCGUCAGAAAUAUCCCACUGGAAACAACUGUGUUCACAGCCUCAUAUUCUGCCGCGAUCAGCUGAUCCACUCGUCAACAGACGGGAGCAGAGACGCGAGGUGAUGGAGAACUCCCAGAAGCACCAGAACGGCAUGGUGUAUCCCGGGGACAGCCACUACGGCAGCCCCUACCACCGCCCUGCGUCCACCACUGAGUACAUGCGGCAGAAGUCGGCGCCGUCCGAGUAUGCUGUGCCUGCUGCCAUGCCUGUAGAGAGCAAGACGUUGCCCCGUGGCCUCCCAUCGAUGACCCAGAGUUCCCCUGCCACAUCCAACGUGCAGGCGAUCUACGCCCACACCGGCCGAGGGGAGGAACAGCUUAGCUUCAGUGACGGGGACGUCCUCACGCUCAUUGGGGAGAAGGCCGACGGAUGGCAGUACGGCCUUAAUGCUCACACUGGAAAGUUUGGUUGGUUCCCUCUCUCCUUCACUGACGCUGUCGGAAGCAGUCGCCACACGGACCACUCUCAACUCCUACACCGAGCAAAGAGUAUCGGAGACCUGCUGGACUCCCGGUCACAAAUCUCCGACAUCAGCAUCAGCUACGAAGUGGACAUGCCUGGUCGGAGCCGGCGCCCGCGGUCUCUGUACGAGAGCUCCAUGGUCCGGCACAUCACACCGACAUCCCAGCCCUCUAUGCCCACCACCUCGUCUAUGUCACCAUGGUCGAGUCACCUGUACCACACAACCAGUGGUGACUUUGCCCCUCACAUGCUGUCCUAUGGGGGGAUAGGGUCCGACACGUCCUCUGCUCGAGCUAGCUCUGGCUUUCAUACCCUUCCUCGACCUUCACCCCAGGUUGACAUGGGUUCCCAGGAGCUGUACCAGACCCUGCCUGACCCCUACUAUGACCCCAAGAUUCUGACCAGUCAGGGUGAAGUCCACACACUGCCCCGUCAGCAUGACCACCACUACCAGACAGGGCUCCAUCAGCAGAUGGCACAGGCUCCGCAAGCUCCACAGGCUCCUCCCCCACCUCCGCCACCGCUCACAAGCCAGCAACAACAUUGGUCCGGGAACACCUCCCCUGGGUUCCCACCACCUCCACCACCGACUGACUACAAUGUCGAAGAGGAAGACCCACGCAACAGGAAUCCUAUGUUUGCGAAUGUGGCUUUGCGUAAAACACUAACCAACGAUCGAUCUGCACCACGCCUGAAAUGAUCAAUCAUCAUGUGACUCGACUGCAACCACGAGCCAUCCUGACAAUCCUUACUUAGAUAAACAACAGAAUAUCUAGUGUUUCAGUGUAAAGCUGCGAUAGAGAAUAUCAAUACAAUUAUUAAUGGAAUAUUCAGUCUGUACAAAAAAUUUUUUUUAAGUCAACUGUGUUUUUGUACAUUCUGCAUUCAAAUUUACAAGUGUUGCUCAGUAGUAAGAUAAGUUAACAAUCUGUGACUUGAGCCACUAGUCCAGUAAAGUUUAUGUUAGUCUUGUUAUCUUAGCUUAUUACUACCCUUGUAUGCAGCAACGUCCACUCCAAAAAUUCAGGACGAGUUGAUGCAAACGUUUCUAGCACAGACUGAGUUCCUAUUUUGAGGUACGAUACGUUGCGCUUAGUUUCAAGUAUACCCAUGGAGCAUGUAUCUUGUGAUGCAGAUGAUCAACAUAUUUUUUUAAAUCUUUAAAAAAUCAACAACUUUGUACUCUGGCAAUGUCUUAUGAAAUUGAAAUUGGCACGUCCAGGUGGUCUAUUUUUGUAAUGUGUAAAAUAAUGCUAGUCAAGUGAGAAUUGUCGUUUGUUACAAGGCAGACAUUAAAUUUAUCCUGUGUAGUUGUUUGCUCAUGUGUAAAUAGCUGCAGGAAUCAUAUCUCUAUGCUGUUCCCUAUAAUAGAUUUUGAUAUUGUCUUGUUGCUACACAGAGCUAUGGGCAUUCCAACACUAUGGGUCAGCUCAUAGCUCUGUAGCAACAAGUGAAAUUCAAAAUCACUUACAGGUGGCAAAUCAGAGAUGAGGUUACUGUAAAGAGGAUGAGAUCCAAGACUUGCUUAUUACUAUUGCCAAAGAUCACAUCAGUUCUAUCAUGUUAUGACUAGAUGUGCCUGAGAUCAAAGACUUGUGUAUUACUAUUGCCAAAGGUCACAUCAGUUCUAUCAUGUUAUGACUAGAUGUGCCUGAGAUCCAAGACUUGCGUAUUACUAUUGCCAAAGGUCACAUCAGUUCUAUCAUGUUAUGACUAGAUGUGCCUGAGAUCAAAGACUUGUGUAUUACUAUUGCCAAA
Haliotis rufescens (red abalone) is the source of this 3174-nucleotide messenger RNA. RefSeq names its product brain-specific angiogenesis inhibitor 1-associated protein 2-like. Gene Ontology annotation, cellular component: cytosol; nucleoplasm. The transcript has 16 exons. The coding region runs from base 263 to 2116 and encodes 617 amino acids. Gene Ontology annotation, molecular function: protein binding. Gene Ontology annotation, biological process: actin crosslink formation; positive regulation of actin filament polymerization; plasma membrane organization. Lineage: Eukaryota; Metazoa; Mollusca; Gastropoda; Lepetellida; Haliotidae. The record is from RefSeq and is a predicted model, not a curated record.